AUGGGACGUGCUAGAGGAGCAGUAAGGGUCCCUGGUGUAAAGCUCAGGCCGGCAGAUGUACAGACCAAGAAGAAGAAUGUCAUAGAAUCGGACAACGAGGAUGACGCGGAAGAUAUAAAGCCGCCAGGCGUUUCGAGGGCCAUUUUCAAAGGAGUUGUCCUAUCCGCCACAGGAAUAAAGAAUAAACGGGAAUUAUUUGAGCUUGUCCGGCGCAUGGGAGGAACUCAUUCCAACGACUUUACCGAUGCGACCACUCAUUUGAUUGCUGAUGGUCCCGGGAGUCAAAAAUACAAGGUUGAUACAUCACCCCCCAUUGCCAUCUCGACUUACGCUUUCCUAGUGCGCUGUGGAACGCAACAUUCCUAUCCUCAACCCAUCCUGGGAAUAAAUACAGCAGACGUGCGAGAACGCAUCCACAAACUAGCAAAGAGCAACGGCGGAGAGUAUCUCAAGGCACUCGACAAGACAUGUACACAUCUUUUAUGUGCAGUGGAUACCUCAGACAAAAUUUCAUUCUCGAACAAAUGGAAUACCGAACGGGAGAAAGCCCAUUCUCGUGGAGAAGAGGCUCCAGCUUCAAUACAACUUUUAUGGGAGGAAUGGUUUUGGGAUUCUAUACUUAAGAGAG
This is a messenger RNA of Acaulospora colombiana, 628 nucleotides long. The record is from the annotation of a GenBank genome assembly. NCBI's taxonomy places the organism in Eukaryota, Fungi, Glomeromycota, Glomeromycetes, Diversisporales, Acaulosporaceae.